Molecule: messenger RNA, 1761 nt
Organism: Parnassius mnemosyne (clouded apollo)
Lineage: Eukaryota; Metazoa; Arthropoda; Insecta; Lepidoptera; Papilionidae
Source: the annotation of a GenBank genome assembly
AUGAGCAAUCGUGGCGAUCAAAAUGGCUGUCAGCCUCCGCUACCCGCACAGCCUCGGCCGCCAUCUGAAUCGCAAACAGAAACUGAAAAAGAGCAAACCAGUGACCAACCUAAGCAAAUAUGUCGUAAUUAUGUAUGGGGUACAUGUUCAAAAAAUGCUAAAUGUAAAUUUCGUCAUGAACUUGACGUAGAGGAAAUGAAAAAAAUUCUAAAAUUUUGUCACGACUAUCAGAAUAGAACUGGCUGCACUCGAGAAGACUGCACAUAUCUUCACACAACUAGAGAAGAAGAAAAUUUAUUCCUUACCACUGGCCAAAUACCUCGAGUACUUGCAGAACGCCAUGCUGCAAUGUCAGCUUCAGCAAAUGUAGAGACUAUACCUCAAAUUGCUAUGUUUAUUAGGGACUCUUAUGCAACGCCUACUCCAAUGCCGACAUCAGCCUCCCUGGUACCAGCACCUCUUCCGCCCCCAGUACCACCUCCCCCUUCUUCUCGGCCAGCACCUCCUGCACCGCCGCCGAUUCCAGCAAUACCAAUGAUGCCGGUAAUGCCUUCCAUACCAAUCCAACGCCCUCCUCCUCCUCCUCCACCACCUCCAACUGUUCCAUCAGCAACUGUGACACGUACCACUGCACCUGUAUACACAGCACCACCCCCGCCACCACAGACUACUCCAAUGGUUUUUCCAAUGGAUCAACCUCCACCACCUCUGCCAGUUAUGUUUGAUGCAAGUAAGCCUCCUCCACCAUUACCAACUCUAGUACUAUCAAAAAGUGGUGCAGUUAAACACAAAUCACCAAAUUCUAGUGAAGCUGGACCAAGCAAAAUAAGGAAGCCAGAGGACUCCAAUGUUGCGGACGCGCAUUGCGAAAACUGUGUCCAACGCGAGAUCAGGAUUAAUUUGUGCAGGCAAGAAAUGGAUAAAUUACUCAGUGAAGAGGAAUAUAAAACUUUACUUUAUAAAAAGAAACUGGAGGAGUAUGAAACUGGAAAAAAUAUAUUGAAGUCCCUUGUUAGCCCUGAACUUUUUGGGAUUUUGGAAGAAUAUAUUGAGGGUGUACCACAGAUACAAAUCAAUAAUGUUUUGUCACAACUUAACCAGACACCAUUUACCUCGACUGCAAGUACCACACGCCGUUCAAAUGAAACAUUUUUGCAAGCUUUGUCAGCGCUAAACAGGAGAUCUAACCAGCCAUCAUCUUCAGAUGUUUUACAGUCAUUAAUUGGUAUUUUACGCAACUCUAAUACAAGCUCCGAUAAACCACAUUCGAGUAAUCUAAGCAGUGAAAUUAGUAGAAUAAGUUCACUAACAAAGGGCAACAAUACAGCUGCGAAUGGCUUUAGCAGUUAUGUUAAUGGUCAGAAGGCAAAUAGUUUCCCUACAGUGUCUAUGGCUGGUACAGUUCCAUAUUCUAGUACCAAUGUAGCAGCCAGAACAUACUCGGCAGUGAAUGUUAUCACAUCCACUACAUCUGGGAGUCAAAUAACUGCUCCGUCAGCACCCUACACUUCAUAUCAAAUAUCUAUACCACCACCACCACCACCACCUAGGACUUAUUAUAACCAGUCGCAUACAGCAUCAAGUUGCACACAGAAUAUUUCUUAUAACACAAUCAAUCGGGCAAGAGCACCAGUCACACAACCAACACCACCCAGGACAUCAACAUCAGCAGCCAUCCCUAUUCAUCAUGGAAGUCAAAAUUGUAAUCAGUAUGUAAUGGGAAGAUAUCCACCCCCAAAUUAUUACUCUCCAUAUCAAUAA